UACAGAGUUUCCUUCUCCGUUUCCCCUUCAAUCUCCGUUGCAAUUAAUUGCUGAGUUAAUUUCGAUGAAGCAGCAAUUUCUAGAUUCGCAGAUCCAUGGAACAUGCCCAUUUCUCUUUUAUUAUUAUUAACCCAAACCCUCCCUCAUUCUCAUUCUCAGACUCAGACUCAGAUCCAUUCCCUCUGUUGUUGUUUGUUGCUGUAGCUGCAGCAGGAGGAGUAGUGCAAAUACAAUAAUACCCCUGCACUGCAUCGCACCGUGUUUCCCCCUCGAGAAUGAAGAGUACGAAUCGUUUCUUCACGAUCGGGCUUGUGUCGGCGUGGUACUCAUCCAACAUUGGGGUUCUACUUUUGAACAAGUACCUUCUCAGCAACUAUGGCUUCAAGUACCCGAUCUUCCUCACCAUGUGUCAUAUGACAGCUUGUUCCAUGUUCAGCUACAUCGCCAUAGCAUGGUUGAAGAUGGUUCCUAUGCAGACCAUUCGCUCAAGGGUUCAAUUCUUCAAGAUCUCUGCUCUCAGCCUUAUUUUCUGUGUCUCCGUCGUCUUCGGCAACAUCUCCCUUCGUUACCUUCCCGUCUCUUUCAACCAGGCCGUCGGCGCCACCACCCCUUUCUUCACCGCCAUCUUCGCUUACAUUAUGACCUUCAAGAGGGAGGCUUGGCUCACCUAUCUCGCCCUUGUUCCCGUUGUUACUGGUGUCAUCAUUGCUAGCGGGGGUGAACCGAGCUUCCAUUUAUUUGGGUUCAUAAUAUGCGUUGCAGCUACAGCAGCACGAGCCCUAAAAUCAGUGUUACAAGGAAUUUUGCUUUCUUCUGAAGGAGAGAAGUUGAAUUCUAUGAACCUUCUCCUUUACAUGGCUCCGAUGGCCGUUGUUUUUCUUCUUCCUGCUACACUUCUGAUGGAAGAAAAUGUGGUUGGCAUUACGUUGGCUCUUGCCAGAGAUGAUGUGAAGAUCAUUUGGUAUCUGCUAUUUAAUUCAUCCCUUGCGUAUUUUGUCAACCUGACCAAUUUCUUGGUCACGAAACAUACCAGUGCUCUUACCCUUCAGGUACUUGGGAAUGCUAAAGGGGCCGUAGCGGUAGUAGUUUCAAUUCUGAUAUUUAGAAACCCAGUGUCAGUCACUGGAAUGAUGGGUUAUUCACUCACGGUCCUUGGAGUUGUACUUUAUAGCGAAGCCAAAAAGCGAAGCAAAUCAUAAUGAUACUGUGAUACAUCAUUCUUGGGAAGUAAGCAGAGAAUUCCCUAUAUUUUGUUUUCAUCACUGCGCAGACAACCAUGAAGAUUCCAUGAGGCAAAUUUGUUAGCAUGAUUGUGAUCAGAAUUCGGAUGAUUCAGUGUCUAUAUACUAAAUUUUUUACCCCACAUGGAAAGCCUCAUUGAACGGGUUCCCCAUUGCAUUAGCAACUGUGCAGAAAUAGCCCACGGUACAAAGUUCCAAUAAGUGAUCGUUGUCUCUCCUAUACUCACGUUGGUAUAAUCGAGGAAUGUCUUUUUAUCAUUUAUUCUUUUAAGAGUUGUAGAAUUGGAUCUCCACUCAAUUGUUGUUUACAUUGCUUACAUUUGUUUAUUGAUGACAAAAUUCGUAUUUUUUCUCAUAGUAAAAUAUCUGUAAUA
This is a messenger RNA of Gastrolobium bilobum, 1615 nucleotides long. RefSeq names its product probable sugar phosphate/phosphate translocator At3g11320. Gene Ontology annotation, molecular function: antiporter activity. The coding region runs from base 276 to 1199 and encodes 307 amino acids. Lineage: Eukaryota; Viridiplantae; Streptophyta; Magnoliopsida; Fabales; Fabaceae. The transcript is spliced from 4 exons. The record is from RefSeq and is a predicted model, not a curated record. Gene Ontology annotation, cellular component: Golgi apparatus.